Molecule: messenger RNA, 3972 nt
Organism: Oreochromis niloticus (Nile tilapia)
Lineage: Eukaryota; Metazoa; Chordata; Actinopteri; Cichliformes; Cichlidae
Exons: 7
Coding region: 1677-2627 (316 amino acids)
Source: RefSeq, a predicted model, not a curated record
AUUUCUCACAUGUGCGCUUGUGAUGGUUUAAGAGCCAUUAACGAACCCAGCUCCAUGCUUAUUUAUGACUUUGUGGAAAACGCUGCCUGCACUUUAUAACGACGACCUGAUGGAAGCAUUUGAAAAUCAUUAAAGAGAGGAUGAUCUGAACACAACAGGACAGAGGUUUCCUUCCUCAGCACCUGCCUGCUAUAAAAGUCCACAAGCUGGACCUGAGACCUCCCUGAAAUCUGACCAGCCACUUUAACCAGGUUGCUAAGUCUGGUAUUAUUAUUCAAGGACUUAUUACCGUACCAGGCAAUGAUACAGAAGGUUAAAACAGAUUCAAUAAAACUUUUAUAAAAAAGAGUCAUCAUUUCACAUGAAACAUUAAAACCUCUUUUAAAAAGUACAGUCACUGUUGGACCUUUUUCAUUGUAGCAUCAAAGUGUGACUCAAAGGACAGAGACUUAUCAAGAACAACCACCAAAUACUUAGAACUGUCCACCAGUCCAAUGGCUGCAGCCUUUACUACUGUUAGUGCAGGAUGAUGUUGAUGUUUGUUGAUCUCUAACAAUGGCUGAUCACACCAAGAAGCAAACAUCCACAACAGGCCCAUGAGAAUCCUCUUCACCAUGAAGGAGACUCACAAUGACUGUGUGGUGAUGAUGAUGAGCUGAAGCAAUGAGGAAAUACAACAGAGUAAACACACAGAAUAGAUGCACACACCCACACAAACAUUUGUCACGAUUCCAGUCAGUCAGAGGUACAGAGCCUCUUUUAUUCAGACGUCUGUGUCACUUUUAACUGUCUACUCCUCCACCCUCUGCUCUCAGCUUGUUGUCUCUGUGUAGAUGUAGUAACAGUAACAUAUGAGGAACUUUAUUUCCUCUGGUUGGUUUCAGAAACUUGAUUGGUCCGUUCUGCUGACUGGAAGCAUCAGAGCACCUUUCUUUGCAGACAGAUGCUGUUUGCAAAAUAAUUAUACUCUGGGAUUGUGUCAGGAUGGAUAUUUAGUUUAACCUCCUACACUCUUAGAAAGGAUGUGUUAAAAAAUGACACAAAACAUGUGUUGUUACACUAUUAACACAUUUUGUGUGAAUUUUAACAUAACAUGUGUAAGAAAAUGUGUAAACAUUGAAAAAAUGUGUAAAAAGCUUAACACACUUGAUGUGUUGCACAGUUUAGCACAUUUUGUGUGUUAUUUUCAGAAUCUAACAACAGGACCUAAAAUUAGGUUAUUUGACGUUAGCCCUGUGUUUAGUGAAAUAAAUUGUACAUUAACAAUGUAUUAUAACGAUAUUAACUGAAUAAAUAAAAUGUUUAGUUAUUGUUUUGUUUUCCAUAACCCUUUCCUCAUUACUUUCAACAAAUAAAACAUUUUAUAAUGUAAUGUGGAGCAAGGUGUGUAUGGUGUACUAAAAUUCUGAAAGAGGAUUAAUUUUUUAUUUCUCAAUAUGUAUGGCAUACCAAUUGAUGGCCAUGGCUAUACUAUAACCAUAAGUACCCACACAGAACAGGCUUAAUUUUGACCGUAACAUGUGAACUAGGGCAAUACAAUUGAAGUAAAAGUAGGAAAUUAAAUGAGUAAGAAUACACAUGCUGAAAAUUGAAACAAAUUCUGCCCAGCAACAUGACAUACCAGCGGCGGGAAGGGGGCGCUAUCUUUUCGCGCCACUGAGACAAAGGAGACAAAGAUGGAGGUUACGUCGCCUAGUAUGUUGUCAGACCUUACACACGCAUAUGACAACUUAGAAUCUGUCAAAGUCCUUGUAGCCACUUUUAUAGAUGAGAAAGAGAUUUGUAAAAAAAUUCUUCAUGUCAGCAGUGCCAAAGACAUCAUAGGUCAAAGCCAAGCUCAGCACAUGGGCUGUGUGCUUGAUAGGUUGCUAAAGUAUAACACUGAUUUCAUGGAAUAUAUUGAUGUUGACAGUGAGGUAGACGUUAAGGACUUUGAUAGAUUCCAUAUCUUCCUGUCAGCCAGAGGGCCACCAAUGGAAACCUUUCUUGGGGAGAUUAGACAAAAUCAGUCUACCAUUACCACUGAAGAACAAAGUCAACCCCUGAAGUCACUACUCAAGAGGAAAGCCCCACAGAUUCUUAAGGAGUAUGAAACUACAGGUACCCUGUCAGUGCCAUCAAGGAAGCUUCUUGUGAAGACUUGCAUUGGGGAUUUGGUGGAGAGGUGUGGUUAUUACCCUCUUAGUGCAGAGAAGCUGACUGUAGCAAAAAGCAUCAUCACCACUUUUCCAUCCCUGAGUGUCCGAGUGGCAGGACAGGGGGAAGGAUUUGAGCAUUAUUAUGAUCCAGUCUCUCAUUGUGGAUUCCUAGAGACUAAACUGCGCAACCUUAGACAGAAUCUUGACCAGGGGCAGAGACGUUAUAAGAAGCGAAAAGUGACAGAUGACUGUGGUGAAGACAAGAAGCUCAGGCAAGAGGAUGGGAAUAUCAGCAGCACAGAUGAGUGGGUCACCCUGAUCAAAAGAUUGCGGCCCUCAGCUGAGAACCUUCCAACUAUCAUGUCAGGCAUGGAGGAAACAUACACCAGUCGCAGAGCCUGGAUUAGCAAGGACUCCCCCACUGCUGCUGAAAUAUUGAGAGAGUACCCACGGUUUUUGGACAUGCCAAGUCUGAUCCCCAGGAGGUGAUCACAGUGAAGCAGGGAGAGGACGUCACUCUCCAGUGUUGGGGUUUCGCAGAUGCUCCCAUCGAGCUGCUGGAGUGGAGCAGACCUGAGCUGACAGACUACGUGUUUUACUACAGAGAGCAGCGCUCCUAUGAAAAAUAUCAGCAUCAGUCUUACAAAGGCCGGGUGAAGCUGAGAGACCCGGAGAUGAAGAAUGGAGACUUUUCAGUGAUUCUGAAGGAAGUCACCUUCAAUGAUACGGGCAGAUAUGAGUGUUUGGUUGGAACGAGGAGAACGAGAGACAAGCGGAGCUCCAUCAGUGUCAGGGUGGAACAGACUACUAAAGAUACCUCGGGUGGAGGAAAGACUGAGAGAGAAAACAGGGAUGUUGGAGGGAACAUGGAGAGAGAAAAGUGGCGUGUUGGACAGAUAGCAGCCAUAGUGAUUUUAGUGUUUGUAGCAACUGCAUUGAUUUUACUGUUUGGGGUGGUUGUAGCUGUGGGGGUACAGCAGGUUCCCUACUAAUGGGAGGGUUUGUGUGGUUUGAUCCCUGUCUGCUCCAGUCUGCAUCCUAAAUAUCCUCAGGGAAGAUACUUACCCCAAGUUGCUCUCAGAUGCAGUCAUUGGAGUCUAAAUGUUAGACAGAAAGCUCUGACACAGAAAAAGUGCUGGUGUGAGUGUUUGAAUGAGGCAAGUUGUGUAGAAAAGUGUUACAUAAGAGCCAGUCUACUGUUUACUGAUUAUUGUCGUCUCCGUUGCUUCUAACACAAAGAUCAGAGACAAACAAACCUGUGGGGAUCUCCUGCAGAGCGAUGAAGCUGGAAACGAGCUGCACUGAAAUGUCACCUGAUUCUUGAGUCUGCUGUUACUGUUACAGUUUGAGUUGAUGGUACAGUCCCCAAAGAAAAAUGAAUACAAGAGAAAAUAUAACUACAACACAGCUAAAAGGCAAUUAUAUUUAUUAAACUGUAACUCUAAAUUAUUUUAAUAACUAAUAUUUUUGGAAAAAUGUUUAAGGUGCUGCAAAAUAUUUUUUUUUUUCCUAAAAGUGUUUAUUUGGUGCCAAACAGCUGUAUGGCUCAUGUGUUUUUCCUCUUUGUUAAUAAUGGUACUAUGUGCUGUAUUUGUCACUGAACACUUUACAACUCGAUGAGAUAAAAUAUUUUCUAAGAAGUUAUUAUAUUUACAAGUGUUUUAUACUGUUGUUCACUGAUGAGGACCAUCUUCCCCUCCACUGUGAACAAAUGCUGUUUGCUGUUUAUUCCUGAUGUCUUUACAAAGUUUUUUUUAAACUCCUGCACAGUUGGCACGGUGUACCUAUAAUUUUGUUUUACAUGUACAAUGACAAUAAAUUCUGUUCAAUUCUA